AUGACCAACCUCUCAGACUACCGCCUCCUCUGCUUCGACGUUUACGGCACUCUGAUAGACUGGGAAAGCGGCAUCAUCACUGCAUUAGCCCCGAUCCUCUCAAAAAGUACCACCCAAUUCACCCGCGAACACCUUCUUACAACCUACCACGACCUCGAAAGUACCCAACAAACCGCAACCCCGGACCUUCUAUACUCAGACCUACUAUCAGCAAUCCACCCCAACCUCGCAGCGCGCCUAGGCCUCAACCCGCCAACCGUCGAGGAAAGCCGCGAAUUCGGCAACUCCAUUGGGACAUGGCCGGCCUUCCCAGACACUGUCGAUGCCCUGCGCCGACUAUCCAAGCACUAUAAGUUGGUGGUGCUGUCGAACGUGGAUCGGGCCUCAUUCGCCAAGUCCAAUGCGGGCAGCUUGCAGGGUGUACCGUUUGAUUUGAUUCUUACCGCGCAGGAUAUUGGCAGUUAUAAGCCUGAUCCACGGAACUUUAAGUACAUGUUGAGUGCUGUGCAGCGUGAGUUUGGAGUGGGGCCUGGACAGGUUCUCCAGACAGCGCAGAGCCAGUUUCAUGAUCAUCAACCUGCGAGGAAGACUGGUAUUAAGUCUGUUUGGAUUGAGAGGUCCGGGGCUUUGAUGGGAAAUACAGGGGAUCCUAUCUUUGAUUGGCGGUUUGAGACUUUGGGGGAGAUGGCUGAUGCUGUUGAAGCAGAGUAG
Molecule: messenger RNA, 711 nt
Organism: Penicillium expansum
Lineage: Eukaryota; Fungi; Ascomycota; Eurotiomycetes; Eurotiales; Aspergillaceae
Product: Haloacid dehalogenase/epoxide hydrolase
Exons: 1
Coding region: 1-711 (236 amino acids)
Source: RefSeq, a predicted model, not a curated record